Molecule: messenger RNA, 998 nt
Organism: Fulmarus glacialis (Northern fulmar)
Lineage: Eukaryota; Metazoa; Chordata; Aves; Procellariiformes; Procellariidae
Gene: TATDN1
Product: TatD DNase domain containing 1
Exons: 11
Coding region: 1-846 (281 amino acids)
Cellular component (GO): cytosol
Molecular function (GO): 3'-5'-DNA exonuclease activity
Source: RefSeq, a predicted model, not a curated record
AUGUUCAGAGGAAUCUACAGGGGAACACAAAAACACCAAGAUGAUUUUUUGGAUGUGGUAGAGAGAGCAGUCAAAGUUGGCAUUAAAAAGUUUUUGAUUACAGGUGGGAGUCUAGAAGAUAGUAAAGAUGCAUUGCAGCUGGCACAGACAAAUGACAUGUUUUACAGUACAGUUGGAUGUCAUCCUACUCGCUGUGGAGAAUUUGAGCAGAGUAGCCCUGAACAGUAUUUAUCUGACUUGAAAAAUCUGAUUGAAGAAAACAAGACAAAGGUAAUAGCAGUUGGAGAAUGUGGCUUAGAUUUUGAUAGAUUAGAAUUUUGCCCAAAGGACAUCCAACUCAAGUAUUUUGAAAAACAAUUUGACCUGUCAGAACAGACACAACUGCCCAUGUUUCUCCACUGUAGAAACUCACACGCUGAGUUUUUAGACAUAAUGAGAAGAAACCGAGAUAGAUUUGUAGGAGGGGUGGUACAUUCUUUUGAUGGCACAAAGGAAGCAGCAGCGGCUAUAUUAGAUUUGGAUCUUUAUAUUGGAAUAAAUGGCUGUUCAUUGAAAACAGAAGCCAACUUGGAAACACUGAAAUCAAUUCCUAGUGAACGAUUAAUGAUAGAGACUGAUGCGCCUUGGUGUGGAGUGAAAAAUACUCAUGCUGGAUCAAAAUACAUUAAAACUACAUUUCCUACAAAAAAGAAAUGGGAAAUAGGGCACUGCUUGAAGGACAGAAAUGAACCCUGCCAUAUAAUUCAAAUACUGGAAAUAAUGGCGGCAGUAAGAGAAGAUGAUCCACUUGAGUUGGCCAAUACUCUAUAUAACAACACUAUUAAAGUCUUCUUUCCAAAUAUAUAAAGUUGUUUUUCUUACAUUUAUUCAGCAUAACUUUAGUAUAUAUAUAUUGCAAGAACUUAAAAAUUACCAUAUCUGCAAGUCCUUAUCAAUGGAAGCCAAUAUGUAGUGCUUUUUUUUUAUGGUACAAGAUUAAAGCUGCUUUUGAAAAGGUG